Messenger RNA from Gracilinanus agilis (Agile Gracile Mouse Opossum), 1394 nucleotides. RefSeq names its product BCL2 binding component 3 (gene BBC3). NCBI's taxonomy places the organism in Eukaryota, Metazoa, Chordata, Mammalia, Didelphimorphia, Didelphidae. Gene Ontology annotation, cellular component: mitochondrion. The transcript has 4 exons. Gene Ontology annotation, biological process: release of cytochrome c from mitochondria; positive regulation of release of cytochrome c from mitochondria; execution phase of apoptosis. The coding region runs from base 114 to 728 and encodes 204 amino acids. The record is from RefSeq and is a predicted model, not a curated record.
CGCAGUGGUGAGUGUGCGCCGCGGCUGGGGGUGCGCGUGCCGUGCCGUGAGCGGGGGCCGCUGUCACCGCGCUGCUGCUGCCUCUGCUGCCGCUGCUCCCUCCCUACUGGGGCAUGGCCAGAGCCCAGCAGGAUGGCAGCUCCCCGGAGCCGGUGGAGGGGCUGCCCCGGGAGGGCCCCAGGACCUUCCCCCUGGGCCGGCUCAUGCCCUCUGCGGUCUCCUGCAGCCUCUGUGAGGCCGGUCUGAACCCUUCUGGCGACUCCAUGUGCCCAGCCCCGGGGCCGGCGCUGGCACCCCCUUCCCUCCUGCCCCUCGCCUACUUCUGCACGCGACAGCCCCGUGCCUAUGGGGGCCCCCGCUGGGCACGGGUGGCCAGGAGCCCGGCGGCAGGCAGUCAGGGCCAAAGCGGUUCCCAGCCCUCCCUGGGCCCGAGGUCUGCUGAGGAGGAGGGGGGACAGGAGGGAGAGCCCCAGGGAGCGUCCCCCAUGUCUGGCGGCCCCCCGGGGGUGUUAGGCCCAGAGCACGGGGACCAAGGCGAGCAGCAGGACCGGGAGAUCGGCGCCCAGCUGCGCAGGAUGGCCGAUGACCUCAACGCCCUGUAUGAGCAGCGGAGACGGGAGGAAGAGCAGAGACGCCACCUCUCGCCCUGGAGGCUUCUGUACAAUCUCAUCUCGGGGCUCCUGGCCCCCCACCGAAGGAACCGGAUGCCAGACAUCGAGCCUAACUAGCCUCCGGGGCCGGCUCCCAGGACACCGCGUGGGGGGGCGGCCGGAGGAGGUCUGGAGGGCAGGACCUUCCGACCCGCUUCCUGUGGACUCUUGGCAAAAUGUAGCGAAUCCGAGACGGGCACCCGGGCGCCGCCGGGGUGGGGCGAAUGACUCUGGGUCCAGCCCUGGAAAAGGCCCCUGCCCGGAUUGCUUGGGAGGACAGUGAUGGGGGGGCGGGGGGGUUCUGACCGGACACUGGACAUUGACCAAGAAGGGGCCAAACGUGGGAGACUCCGGACUUGAGGAGGGGGCAGGAGGGGUGCACGGCGGGGGAGGGAGCUGCCCCCUCGCCUCCUGCCAUCUCAGGAAGGGCCACGGCUCUGCCCGUCCCCCUGCCCGAGCAGGCUGACCCUCGCCCCCGACGGGCCUUUUCCCUGGGCCUUUGGUGCUUCGCUCCCUGCCUUGUUGGAAUGAGCCAAAAACGAACCACUAGCUUCCCAGAGGGAAAGAGCCGCUAGUCUAUGCUGUGGAGAGCCAGUCUGUCUUUCCUGAGCCGGCAGGUAACCUGCCCCAUUUUCAUUUCCUUGGGGAGGGGGAGAAGGAAACAGAAGGGGUGCCCCCGUCUCUGCCCCUGCCACGUCCACCCCACCGCGGACCGGAGAGAAAAGCUGGGGCAGAAGGCUCGGG